This is a messenger RNA of Solanum stenotomum, 1292 nucleotides long. Its product is annotated as cytochrome P450 CYP749A22-like. Gene Ontology annotation, molecular function: iron ion binding; oxidoreductase activity, acting on paired donors, with incorporation or reduction of molecular oxygen; heme binding. The record is from RefSeq and is a predicted model, not a curated record. The transcript has 6 exons. NCBI's taxonomy places the organism in Eukaryota, Viridiplantae, Streptophyta, Magnoliopsida, Solanales, Solanaceae. The coding region runs from base 24 to 1292 and encodes 422 amino acids.
CUCAUGUUCACACAUGGACAAGGAUGUACGGGAGGAAUUUCCUCACUUGGCAUGGCUCAAAACCAUACUUAUUUGUCACUGAACCAGAGCUGAUCAAAGAAAUAUUAUCCAACAAAGAAGACACUUAUCCGAAAAUGGAUAUGGAAGGCUAUGCGAAGAAACUACUAGGGGAAGCACUUAUAACAAAUGAAGGUGAAAAAUGGGCAAAAGUAAGAAAACUGGCCAACCACACUUUCCAUGCAGAAAGCCUGAAACGUAUGGUACCAGAAAUGAGUGAAAGUGUACAGAAAAUGCUAGAAAGAUGGAAAGAACAUGAAGGAAAAGAGUUCGAUGUGUUCAAGGAUUUUGGGCUGUUAACAACUGAAGUAAUUUCCAGGACAGCAUUUGGAAGUAGCUACAUGGAAGGCAAACAUAUUUUUGAGAUGGUGGCAAAAUUGACUGCAAUUACUGUAAAGAAUGUUUACACUGUCAGAUUUCCUGGAAUCAGUUGGCUUAUAAGAACAGAUGAUGAAAUUGAAGCAGAGAAACUUGAAAGAGGGAUCAAGAACUCCAUUCUUGAGCUUGUAAGUAAAAGAGAAAAGGGCAAAGAUGGAAUGUCUGAAAAGUUUGGGAAUGAUUACUUAGGACAACUUAUGAAGCUUUUGCAUGAAUCCGACACGAACAAGAGUAUCACAAUAGAUCAAAUGAUCGACGAGGUCAGGACAUUGUAUGGUGCUGGUCAUCUUACAACGACAAGCUUACUUGGCUGGUCUGUUUUUCUCUUAGCACUUCAUCCCGAAUGGCAAGAAAAAGCCAGAAAGGAAGUUGUUGCAUUCUGUGGCCUUGAAAAACCAACUUCUGAUGCAAUUGCAAGACUAAGAACAAUGAAUAUGAUAAUUAAUGAAUGUAUGAGAUUGUAUCCUCCAGUUAUUACAGUGACAAGGAAAGUUGAACGCGAAGUUAGACUAGGGAGCAUGACUCUUCCAGCUAACAUGACAAUUUUCAUGCCAAUUCUGGCACUGCAUCAUGAUCCUCGAAUAUGGGGUGAAGACGUUCACGUCUUCAAACCAGAGAGGUUUGCAGAAGGGGUAGCUAAAGCAACUAACAACAAUGCAGCAGCAUUUUUUCCCUUCGGAUUGGGACCUCGUACUUGUGUUGGUCAAAAUUUCACAACCAACGAAGCAAAGAUUGCCUUGUCAAUGAUUUUUCAGCGUUAUAAGUUCACUCUGUCACCUAAUUAUGUGCAUUAUCCAUCUGAUAUUUUCCUUUUGACUCCCAAAGAUGGAGUUAAAGUUGUCCUUGAAUCCAUUUAG